AUGCAGACUAAGCAAGCUCUAUAUCUAACAGGACUAGCAGUCCUUCAUCUCUUGUUUACAGUCUCUACCGCAGAUGAGAUGUUGGAAUCUGACUACCUUUUCAAGUUCAUAAGAGCUGUUGAUCCUCAAAACUGUGUCAAGAUAAGCUUGAACGGAUUGUUUCUGCCACGCCCAUGUAACUUGAAGGGUGUUAAGUGCAAUCUGCAACGAACCUCGAUAACAGAAAUCAGACUAGAAAGCUUGAAUCUUAGUGGCAGGAUUGAUGCAGAUUCCUUAUGCAAGCUCCAUGGCCUGAAAGUUCUUAGCCUAGCAAAUAAUCUCAUCCACGGAAGUAUUCCUAAUUCAUUAUCAGAUUGCCGAAAGUUAACCUAUCUGAACCUCAGCAGAAAUCUCUUGAGUGGGACAGUGCCUGUGGAGCUAUCAAAGUUGAAACACCUCAGGAGAUUGGAUAUCUCCAAGAAUUGUUUUUCGUGCAUCCUCCCAUCAUUCAACAAAGAGUUUAAGCAUGUAAAAAAGCAUUCAAUGAAUCCAAAGGGUUUACAGAUGAGUAGCAUCAGAAACUUGGUGGAACAAACAGAUUCAGUGUCACCACCAGCAGAGGCUCCUAAGAGUUCUUCUCCGUCUGGAAAGUCCAAAUGGUCGACAAAUUGGAUCAUUUUCUUGCUGUUGGUUCUUGGAAUUGGACUGUUCAUGUUGUUUAUAUGUUCACUGAGCAAGAAAACUGCUAAAUUAGCCAAAGAGAGGGAGAUUCUAAAGGCUCUUCAGGCCUCUCCUCUGAGAGUUUCUCCAAUCAAGGAUAUAGAGGAAAUGAAGCUGGAGGGAAAGAAAUCGGAUCUUGUAUUCUUUGUUGAAGAGAUUGAGAGGUUCACGUUUGAUGAUCUCAUCGAGGGCACAGCUGAUUUGCAGGGUGAGAGUAUUUGCAGCAGCCUUUACAAAGAACCACUAAUAAGUGAAUAUGGAAUUUCAAGAUUCCUAGACCCAAAAAAGGUUCUUCCUUUUGCAUCUAAUGGCUAUACAGCUCCGGAGAAACUUCCAAGCGAACAAGGAGAUGUUUAUAGUUUUGGUGUCAUCCUACUCGAGCUGCUAACAGGAAAAACAGUCGAGAAAACUGGAAUAGACCUCCCUAAAUGGGUUAAGGCUGUGGUGAAGGAAGAAUGGACUGGAGAAGUUUUCGACAAGGAAGUGAAUAUAGCUGCAAGGCAAUGGAUGGCUUUCCCUUUGCUCAAUAUCUCCCUUAAAUGCGUGUCACAUUCGCCUCAAGACCGGCCAACCAUGGAAGAAGUUGCGGAGAUGUUAGAGGAGAUAGUGAAUGCACAAGAAGAUCGUUCUUUUUCAUCGAUGUCUUCUUUCACUUCCAGUCAAUUCGAUUCUUGUUUGCUCAACAAUGUCAUUCCAGAGACAUGGGACACUCCUGCAUCAAACUAUUGA
Molecule: messenger RNA, 1428 nt
Organism: Carica papaya (papaya)
Lineage: Eukaryota; Viridiplantae; Streptophyta; Magnoliopsida; Brassicales; Caricaceae
Source: RefSeq, a predicted model, not a curated record